This is a messenger RNA of Oldenlandia corymbosa var. corymbosa, 1635 nucleotides long. Lineage: Eukaryota; Viridiplantae; Streptophyta; Magnoliopsida; Gentianales; Rubiaceae. The record is from the annotation of a GenBank genome assembly.
AUGGAGAUUAUGCAACAACAACCACAAGGGAUAAAUGGUGGCAGCAAGCGGAUUGUUGCACUUGAUGAAAGUCCAUCACCUUUCAGCCUAGAUAACAUAAGCCAUGCUCAUGAAAAGCAUGAGAAACCUGGAUGGAAAAAGUUUUUGGCAUAUGUUGGUCCAGGUUUUCUUGUUUCUAUGGCCUACCUUGAUCCUGGAAAUUUGGAAACUGAUUUGCAAGCUGGUGCGAACCAUGGCUAUGAGCUAUUAUGGAUUAUACUUAUUGGUUUGAUAUUUGCCCUUAUUAUACAAUCUCUGGCUGCAAAUCUUGGUGUCACCACAGAGAUGCAUUUAUCUGAGUUAUGCAAGGCUGAAUAUCCAAAAUGUGUGAAGUACUCAUUAUGGGCUCUAGCAGAGAUUGCUGUUAUAGCUGCUGACAUCCCAGAAGUGAUUGGAACAGCAUUCGCACUGCAAAUAUUGUUUCGUAUCCCACUUUGGGUCGGAGUUUUAUGUACUGGAAUGAGUACUCUUUUACUCCUCGGCCUGCAAAAGUAUGGUGUGAGGAAGCUAGAACUGUUGGUAUCCUUGCUGGUAUUUGUGAUGGCUGGAUGUUUCUUUGGGGAAAUGAGUUAUGUGAAGCCACCAGCCAAAGAAGUGCUUAAGGGUAUGUUUAUCCCAAAGCUUAGUGGUAAAAGCACCACUGGAGAUGCCGUUGCCUUAUUGGGUGCCCUAAUCAUGCCGCAUAACCUGUUCCUCCAUUCGGCUCUUGUGCUUUCUCGAAAGAUACCAGACUCUGUCCGUGGUAUCCAUGAUGCAUGUCGAUUUUUCCUUAUAGAAAGUGGAUUUGCACUGUUUGUGGCAUUUUUAAUAAAUGUUGCGAUUAUCUCUGUUUCUGGAGCAGUUUGCUCAGCAAGAAACCCUUCCCAAGAUACCAUUGAUUAUUGCAAUGAUCUUACUCUCAAUUCCGCGUCUCAUCUCUUAAAGAAUGUAUUGGGGAAAUCAAGUUCCACUGUUUAUGCCAUAGCUUUGCUUGCAUCUGGUCAGAGCUCAACAAUUACUGGCACUUAUGCUGGCCAAUACAUCAUGCAGGGUUUCUUGGACCUUAAGAUGAAGAAAUGGACGAGGAAUUUGAUGACAAGGUGCAUUGCGAUAACACCAAGUCUCAUUGUGUCUAUUAUUGGUGGAUCUUCAGGGGCUGGCCGACUGAUUAUAAUCGCUUCAAUGAUACUUUCUUUUGAGUUGCCAUUUGCUCUCAUCCCUCUUCUUAAAUUUAGUAGCAGCGCCACGAAGAUGGGACCACACAAGAACUCCAUAUAUAUAAUUGUGAUAUCUUGGAUAUUGGGGCUAGGAAUUAUUGGCAUCAACAUUUACUACCUCAGCACAAGCUUUGUUGAUUGGAUAAUCCACAACAAUUUGCCAAAAGUAGGCAAUGUGUUCAUUGGGAUUUUGGUUUUCCCCUUGAUGGCAGUCUACAUUCUUGCCGUAGCUUAUCUUAUGUUUCGGAAAGACUCGGUAGAUACUUUCAAAGAGUCACAAAAAUGCAAUCCGAUUGCUGAAAUUCAAAUGGUGGAAGAAGGAACAGCUCCAAAUAAUCCAGACCAUGUUGAUAAAGUUCCUUAUAGAGAGGAUUUGGCUGACAUCCCUUUUCCAGAAUGA